Messenger RNA from Diabrotica virgifera virgifera (western corn rootworm), 1437 nucleotides. RefSeq lists its product as uncharacterized. NCBI's taxonomy places the organism in Eukaryota, Metazoa, Arthropoda, Insecta, Coleoptera, Chrysomelidae. The transcript has 2 exons. The record is from RefSeq and is a predicted model, not a curated record. The coding region runs from base 1 to 1437 and encodes 478 amino acids.
AUGGAAGCCCAAAAAUUUAAUAUUGAAGUAUAUUACCAAAACUGUCGCAGUUUGCUAGGUCGGACUCAAUUGGUUUACACUAACCACGGCUCCGUUCCUGGUACCCAUAAAAUUUUUGCGUUCACUGAAACUUGGUUAAAUUCUAGUGUGUAUGAUUCGGAACUUUUUGAUCCUGAAUUGUUUACUGUGAUUCGUUCAGAUCGGGAUUUUUUAGCCACUGGGACAACUAGAGGUGGAGGUGUACUAUUAGCAGUUAAUAAAGCAUUAAAUGUUAUUCCUAUUGAUGUCUACUCUAUAUGUGCUGCUAUUGCUGAAGUCAAAUUAAUUGAUGUAGUCAUAAGCAAAGUUGUAUCAAAGAAAAUAGUUUUUUAUCUCGUGUUAGUAUAUAUACCUCCGCAAACACCUCUAGCUGAACUAGAAUUAUUCCUAGAGUGUUUAGAAACAGUUGAAUGCCUUUUUAACGAAACAGUAUUAGUCUUGGGUGAUUUUAAUAUACCGGAAUAUACUCAAGGCAUUACUACAGGUAAAUCAGUGGCCGUGCAGAAUGUUGCAAAUUUCUUUAAUCUAUCGCAAUAUAAUCAUGUAGUUAAUCAUAAUGAACGAAUCCUAGAUUUGGUAUUUUCUAAUAUAUUUUGUAACGUAUAUCAGGCAAUUGACUAUGUUGUUCCCAUGGAUAACCAUCAUCCACCGCUCAUCAUUGAUUUUAGUAUUAAAAAAGAAUUUAAUGAAAUCAAAAUCGACAGUAAGCAGAAUUUUAACUUUAAGAGAGCCAACUUUAUAGAACUUUAUAAUGAACUCUAUUUAUCUGACUGGUCUUUUCUUUCCACUGAUCUUGAUAUCAACAGCAACCUAAAUGCCUUUUAUCAGUAUAUUCACAGCAUCUUCUCUAAACAUAUUCCUCUUAAAAAGAAGCAAACUAAACGUUAUCCGUUUUGGUUCAAUGGUGAUCUGAUUAAUCUUCUGAAUACUAAAAAUAGAGCUUGGAACGCGUACAAAAAAUCUCGUAAUAUUCAAAAUUACACUGAAUUCAAGAGAAUUCGUUCAGAAUUCAAAUACUUUAAUCAAAUAAUAUACAAGCGUUAUGUGUCUCAACUAGAACUCAAUCUUAAACAAGAUCCUCGUAGCUUUUGGUCGUUCAUAAACUCCAAGAAAACAAAUUGUUCUAUUCCUGAAACUAUGUCGUAUAAUAAUAUAAAGCUAGAGACUUCACAGGAUAUUGCCUCAUCAUUUGCCGAUUUCUUCUCAAAGUCAUACACCGAUAUUUCUCCUCCCGACCAUAUCACUCCCAAAUUAAAUACAUAUAUUGCCGAACAACUGCACAUUCCCGCUUUUACAAAAUCUGAAAUAGAACAGAUCGAUGGCAAUAUACACAAAUUAGAGGUUUUAAAUCAACCCCUUUUCCUCAGUUAUCCGGAGUACCUCAAGGUUCAAUUGUAG